AUGGAUCCAGAGGGGCAGGAAAAAGCGGAAGGACAAGAAGAUACCAAGAGGCGCAAGAGCAAGGAGGAACGCCGGAAAGAGAAGCUCCAGAAGAUGCUCGCGCACAUGCUGUCCGAAGAGAAUGUCCGGGAACAGCUGUCCGCAUGGCAGAACUGCAUCGACCCGGCCUCGUUUGUCCUGAACGAAUUCGCGUUCUCGGGGCCGCUCUACGGCCGCUUUCUCGAGCGCCUGUACGAGCACCGCCGAGCGAUUAAAGCUCCGAUUGCAAAAAGGAGCAUCUGGCGCUGCUUUGGGAGUCCCAGAAACGACGCGGCUCACCCCUCCUUGCUGCGCCUCGUUUUUCACGGGACUCCCGACCAGAACGUGGAGUCCAUUCUGCUGCUCGGAAUGCGCCCUUCUAAACGGCGCGCAGACCGACGGUGCGACUGGUUCGCUUACGAGCCGGCGUUUUCCAAAAGAUUCACCGUUUGUAAAGAGACCAAGACUCGGGGAAAGAGGCUCCUGGUGUUCUUGGUGUUACCGGUCAAGAAAGCUGUGCUCCAUAACAGCAAUAUGGAGGACGUACUCACGAUGAAACAUGCGUCCUACCAACUGCCCGUCGGAACGGUUGAGUUUGUGCAAGCGCCCGCGGCGCAAACCUGA
Messenger RNA from Klebsormidium nitens, 642 nucleotides. NCBI's taxonomy places the organism in Eukaryota, Viridiplantae, Streptophyta, Klebsormidiophyceae, Klebsormidiales, Klebsormidiaceae. The record is from the annotation of a GenBank genome assembly.